Messenger RNA from Aethina tumida (small hive beetle), 490 nucleotides. RefSeq names its product cytochrome c oxidase assembly factor 5. The transcript is spliced from 4 exons. The record is from RefSeq and is a predicted model, not a curated record. Lineage: Eukaryota; Metazoa; Arthropoda; Insecta; Coleoptera; Nitidulidae. Bases 164 to 415 code for a protein of 83 amino acids. Gene Ontology annotation, cellular component: mitochondrion. Gene Ontology annotation, biological process: mitochondrial respiratory chain complex IV assembly.
GCGCUCCCUCCUCCCCAGUAAAUCGGUGGUGCGGUUCGGUUGUUUUGUGCAGUGACUCUUAUGGUUAAUCGUGUAUUUAAUGCCCUAAUGGAUAUUCUACAUACAGAUUUCGAAGAAUAGGUAUUGCAAAUUAGACUGGUGAUUCAAACUUAAUUCAAUCAAAAUGAUGCAAUACGGGGAAGAGAACGAAAGACUAGCAGAUAAAUCUGCUUGUGCUGGUGUUAGAGCUGAUCUUAAGAUGUGUCUGUUGCAGAGCGAUUGCUGUAAAGUACAUAAGAAGACCCCCAGGGAAUGUUUGAAAGCUAAUGAUGGCAGUGUACCGACUGAAUGUCAGGUUUUGAGAAAUACUUUCUUUGAAUGCAAAAGAUCUAUUUUGGAUGCUCGACAGAGGUUUAGAGGAAGGAAAGGUUAUUAGGAAUGUAUCAAAUUAAAAUCAGUAGUUGUAAAGUUUUGAGCAUUAAUAUAUUUGUUAAAUAAAAUAUAACUGUUA